AUGAGCUCCAUCACCGACCGAGCCGCAGGCUUCAUCUCUCGCGUCAACCCGCUCAAGGAUCCUCACUUCGCCCAAGACGCUUCGCGCGCCCUUCACUACAACUAUGGCCCCGUUUCUAUCCUUGCUGCCUUUGCUGGCUCGCACCUCCUGCUGCAGCAUCGUCUGCCUAUGCUCUUCUAUGGUCUUGACAACAACGUCUACCCUCGCGACGACCUCCGCGUCAAUGGCGAGAAGCACGUUGCCUCUGGCAAGAUCACCCCCGCUCAGCUCCGUCGUCUCAAGCGUUGGGAAGCUGCUCACUACAACGCCAUCGAGAACCUGCCCAUCUUUGUCGGCACCAUCCUGUCGCUUCAAUUCGCGGGUGCCUCGAACCGCUUGAUCAACCGCGUCGCUGGAGUCUACCUCACUGCUCGUGCUGCCUUUGCUGCGUUGUACAUUACCGUGGAGGAUCCCUCUCUGGCCUGGGGCCGUACUAUCGCUUGGUGGACUGGCAACAUCACGUGCAUCUACGGUCUCGUUCAGGCUGCUAAGCAGCUCAACCACGGCGUGGCCACUGGUGCAACCGCUCUUUGA
Molecule: messenger RNA, 573 nt
Organism: Pseudozyma hubeiensis SY62
Lineage: Eukaryota; Fungi; Basidiomycota; Ustilaginomycetes; Ustilaginales; Ustilaginaceae
Exons: 1
Coding region: 1-573 (190 amino acids)
Cellular component (GO): membrane
Source: RefSeq, a predicted model, not a curated record